Messenger RNA from Linum tenue, 105 nucleotides. Lineage: Eukaryota; Viridiplantae; Streptophyta; Magnoliopsida; Malpighiales; Linaceae. The record is from the annotation of a GenBank genome assembly.
AUGCACCAUGGCGACUUCCAUAAGCGGCAACUCGUCUUAAGCAUAAAAGGUUUCCAAUUAUGCUAUUUUGGGGCCCAACAAGAAUUUUAUGGUGGAGCUGGGUAA